AUCUCAGAAUAUUAYACAGCCAUGAACAGACUGAGGCGGGCUAUUACAUUAUUAUUCAACUCAUAUCCGUAAACUCUGUAGAUUUCAAAGUCUUUUGGCAUCUAUACUGACUUCUGACAGCCGACACUGCUCACCAAUGYGAAACAAAACUAGACUUUGUAGAAAUCAUUGCGAGCUCGAAAAAUAAUGGUUAACUARGCAUAUGGAUGUGUGGAGGACUGACCGUCCUUUCUUUGACUAGCCUCGUUUAACGUGAAUGCUUGCCUGGCCUUUAGAUGAUUCACAACAGUUUUCAAAGAUGAGAGUCCGUAGAUACUUCAUUCUGCUAUUGUUAUCCAGUGUGCUGUGUUUUCUGAUUCUGGCCAUCUUUGAUUCAAACCUAUGGGCAUAUGUUCGUUUCACACAUUCACAAAAAACAUUUAAAAGAUAUACAAAGCGAAUUGAAGAUUUCUUAAGACCAGACAGUAACGUUGCCUUAGCUAGAGAUGAAUUUAUCAAAGACAGUGAACAAAAACUUCAUGAUAUUCAAGAACUUUUAAGAAAACUUGUAUUAAGAAACGCAAGCGCUGAUGGCGUUGAAGAUGACGAGAGUACAGAAAAAGUAUGGGAUGACAACUUAGAAAGGUGUACCCCCCAACAAAACAUUGUAUUCCUUAAAACGCAUAAAACAGGCAGCAGCACGCUGACAAAUAUCUUUAAUCGAUUUGCUGAUCUUCGGGAACUUACAGUAGCAUUGCCAGUUGUCGGCUUCAAUAGAUUUCGUUGGCCUCUGCCUUUUCAUUGGACGUACGUUGAUCUGUUUUUACUGGAUGAUAACUAUGCUAACAUUUUAUGCAAUCAUGCUCGUUACGUUAGAGAAUCCAUGGACGCUGUUAUGGAGCUUGAUGCAAAAUACGUAACAAUUCUGCGAAACCCUAUACAGCAAUUUGAAUCGAUGUUUGAUUACAUGGAAUUCAGCAAGUUUUUUGGGCUUCAAAACACAACGAACCCAAUGCGUCGAUUCUUAAGAAGACCUUUUCAGUAUAUUCGUAACAUGACUAUGAAACUCCAGAUGUUUCCUGAGUCGAUGCAUUUGAUAAGAAAUGGUCAGUUUUUUGAUUUGGGUCUUAACCCUCGUAGCUAUGACAACAGGACGCUUGUCUUAAAAGAAAUAGAAAAGAUUGAUCGAGAAUUUUCCUUGGUUUUAAUCAUGGAGUAUUUUGAUGAAAGUUUAGUUCUUCUUAAACGUGAAAUGUGUUGGGACUUGGAAGACAUUGUGUAUGCAAAGUUCAAUCAAAGACAUCGAGUCAAGAAGGAACACAUUGAUAGCGAUUUAAAAAGAAUGAUCGAACGUUGGAAUGGAGCUGAUGUCCUUUUAUAUCGACACUUCAAUAAUACAUUCUGGAAUAAGAUAAAAAGUCAUGGCAAUGAAUUCUACAGAGACUUAGAAGAAUUUAGAGCAAAAAAUAGUCGAGUUCAACAAGAUUGUAUCUCGCCGGUAAUGGCAAAAGAAAAAGCAUUUAGACUCACUAAGGAGGUUACAAAGCUUCAGCUAAACCCCAGAGUGACUAGUUUCGAUAGAUAUUUUUGCAAUAAGCUUUUAACAGACGAGGUAGCUUAUCUAAAGUAUUUUAGGUUUAAGUAUAAUCCUUAUUUUGGUUACCAACGAAAACUAAGGUCCGAGCGAAAUCUGCCUCAAAAACCAAUUCCACAGGUCAGCCGCACACCACAAUUUAUGUCACAGCGAAAUUUYCCGCAAGGAUUUCCACAACCUCAAAUCAACUCGAGAGAACCAACUUUUGUAAGCCGUCCACAACAACAACGAAGUUUUCAACCUCAACAAAGACAGUUCCAAGGACAGGAAACGUUCCAGACUCAAAACUCAAGACGUAAACCGAAUUUUAUAAGUACAGAAAAAGUAUGGGAUGACAACUUAGAAAGGUGUACCCCCCAACAAAACAUUGUAUUCCUUAAAACGCAUAAAACAGGCAGCAGCACGCUGACAAAUAUCUUUAAUCGAUUUGCUGAUCUUCGGGAACUUACAGUAGCAUUGCCAGUUGUCGGCUUCAAUAGAUUUCGUUGGCCUCUGCCUUUUCAUUGGACGUACGUUGAUCUGUUUUUACUGGAUGAUAACUAUGCUAACAUUUUAUGCAAUCAUGCUCGUUACGUUAGAGAAUCCAUGGACGCUGUUAUGGAGCUUGAUGCAAAAUACGUAACAAUUCUGCGAAACCCUAUACAGCAAUUUGAAUCGAUGUUUGAUUACAUGGAAUUCAGCAAGUUUUUUGGGCUUCAAAACACAACGAACCCAAUGCGUCGAUUCUUAAGAAGACCUUUUCAGUAUAUUCGUAACAUGACUAUGAAACUCCAGAUGUUUCCUGAGUCGAUGCAUUUGAUAAGAAAUGGUCAGUUUUUUGAUUUGGGUCUUAACCCUCGUAGCUAUGACAACAGGACGCUUGUCUUAAAAGAAAUAGAAAAGAUUGAUCGAGAAUUUUCCUUGGUUUUAAUCAUGGAGUAUUUUGAUGAAAGUUUAGUUCUUCUUAAACGUGAAAUGUGUUGGGACUUGGAAGACAUUGUGUAUGCAAAGUUCAAUCAAAGACAUCGAGUCAAGAAGGAACACAUUGAUAGCGAUUUAAAAAGAAUGAUCGAACGUUGGAAUGGAGCUGAUGUCCUUUUAUAUCGACACUUCAAUAAUACAUUCUGGAAUAAGAUAAAAAGUCAUGGCAAUGAAUUCUACAGAGACUUAGAAGAAUUUAGAGCAAAAAAUAGUCGAGUUCAACAAGAUUGUAUCUCGCCGGUAAUGGCAAAAGAAAAAGCAUUUAGACUCACUAAGGAGGUUACAAAGCUUCAGCUAAACCCCAGAGUGACUAGUUUCGAUAGAUAUUUUUGCAAUAAGCUUUUAACAGACGAGGUAGCUUAUCUAAAGUAUUUUAGGUUUAAGUAUAAUCCUUAUUUUGGUUACCAACGAAAACUAAGGUCCGAGCGAAAUCUGCCUCAAAAACCAAUUCCACAGGUCAGCCGCACACCACAAUUUAUGUCACAGCGAAAUUUYCCGCAAGGAUUUCCACAACCUCAAAUCAACUCGAGAGAACCAACUUUUGUAAGCCGUCCACAACAACAACGAAGUUUUCAACCUCAACAAAGACAGUUCCAAGGACAGGAAACGUUCCAGACUCAAAACUCAAGACGUAAACCGAAUUUUAUAAACAAGCCACAAUUUAUUGAURUUCCCCCUAGAUUCCCAUUUUAAAAACAAGCCACAAUUCAUCGAUAUUUUUGGUCGCUGGUAUAAAUGUUCAGUUUUGGGAAGUUGGUGUUUAUGAAAUGUUAGUUUCCAUAUAAUCGUUGUAAUUAUCCCAAAAUAUUGUGCUUACUGUUUUUCCCCCAAGAAAACUAGAAGAAUGCAAGAGGACGUCGGGCAACAUAUGAGGGGGUAGGGGUGGGGAGGAAGGGUGGUGUUAACUGUURAAUUAUUUGGCUAUAAAAUAUUAAUUGUUCUUCUACAUAUGUUAUUAUCAGUGAAUCUAUUAAAAAAUUUACUUUACACUGCCAUAAGUAUUAUUAAAGUGUGGUCAAAAUACUUAGAACAGUUGG
This is a messenger RNA of Exaiptasia diaphana, 3570 nucleotides long. RefSeq lists its product as uncharacterized. Lineage: Eukaryota; Metazoa; Cnidaria; Anthozoa; Actiniaria; Aiptasiidae. Gene Ontology annotation, biological process: glycolipid biosynthetic process. The coding region runs from base 257 to 3226 and encodes 989 amino acids. Gene Ontology annotation, cellular component: membrane. The transcript is spliced from 7 exons. Gene Ontology annotation, molecular function: galactosylceramide sulfotransferase activity. The record is from RefSeq and is a predicted model, not a curated record.